AUGGCUGCGGUGACAUCCCUAGGGCUGCACCAGCCCACGGCAUUGCAGUAUGCCAUCCAGGAGCAGCUGGUCGACGAGAACGCACCCAGCGCCGGCUACACCCUGGAGACCUUCGUGAACCACGAGGGCGACGACACCGGCGAGGACGAGCUCCUCGUGACCGCACAUGCCGUCGUAUGGUCCAGAGGCAACGUCUUCCGCAAAUGUUUUGGCUUCAAGCUGGAGAAGGAGCCCGUAACCCAAGCACUGUUGACCUACUUUCCGAGCUCCGUGCAGUCGUCGCAGCACAGCCCCCGACACGGCUCCCAGUCGAAGCUCUCGCAGGACGGGCGGAUACUGUCCAAGGCCCUGGUCGUCUUCCUCAAGACCCAGGCACACAUCUACUUCCUCGAUGGGACCAGCCACGUCGUCCACAUGCCCUUUGAGGUCGAGGCGGCCGUUGCUGGCCCGCAAGGCGUCAUCAUACAGCGCAAGCAGAGGAAUGAUGUGGGCUAUUCGGCCAGCUUGAAGUUUCCCCGCGUGCCUCCCAACUCGUUCAUCUCGCCUCAGACGUCUCCCGUCUCCGUUCGAACCUCACAGCACUCGACCUUUUCGACCGAGACACUUGGCAGACCCAAGGCACUGCCCUUGAGGUUGAACCAAGCGCUCGACAAUGUGUGGGAAGUCCCGAACGAGAAGGAUGACUCCCACUGGCCGCGCCUUAUAUCGUUGACCGACCCCCUGCUCGAGCUUGGCUUGGUAGUCACCCACUCCGAUGGGAAACCUAAGAAGAAAAGGAGGCAGAGUUCCAAGAAGUCGCCAAGUUUCCUCGACCGUGCCGAAGAGAUCCUCCACAUCGAAGAGAUGCCGAGUCUCCAGUCCGACGCGAACAUGUCCUACGAACCACUGGUCGUUGCCGUUACGAUCAACAGGGAAACCAGCAUGUACACUGUCUGGAAGAUAGCGUACCUCAAGAGAGAAGACCCCUUCCGACCUCCGAAGGCAUCUAAAAAGAAAGGAGACCGGCGUCGGAGUUCUAUGCAACCUGGCCUGGCACCUAGUGGCGUUACCUCUCCCCUCCAGCCAAAUUUCAAGGAAACAUUCGGAACCAGCUUACCAGGGAAACGGUCUCGCAAAAGUGAGAAACAAGAGAAGGCCGACAAGGCUCUUGAAACUCUAGAGUCCUCACUUGGGCUAGAUCAAGAUUCCGGCUCCGGAAGAAGAACCUCCCGCAGGGUAAGCUCGAUGCUUGCAAGAGCGGACUUAUCGGCCUCACAGGAUCGGACGGCAUUUGGCGAUCAACCUCAAGUAACGAAUCAUCCUGCUGGGCGUAGAGAUACCUCCCAUGGAAGUUCUCGGGCUCGAACUAGUGCUGCUUUUGCUGGCAGCUUUAAUGCAGCCCCACCAGGUGCCAGCUCCCUGGGCAGUUUUCUCGAGGCGCCCGUGGACAAUCUUUUGGAAGAACUGCGCGCUGGGGGCGAUUUCGAAGGGUUCCAUAGCAUGGGCUUGGAUGAUCACGAUUUCGACGGCCUCACUCAAGAGAUACUGUUCACCAAGAUUCACAGUAUUUCCGUGGACAACAGCAAUGUACGGUAUUCCCUCUCCAAGACGCCAGCACGGUCACAAUGCAAAGUCUUCUGCCUUCCAGGGCCACAGUCUGUUGUGGAUGAGCGAAAUCGCCAUCAAGUCGUCAUUGGUAUACAAGACUCGAUGGAAAAGCGUCUCCAGCUUUUGAUACUCCAUCUGCAGACAAGCAUCAAGCCCUCGUCCAGUCCUGGGUCAAACACCGUUGUCACGUUUGGGCAAUUACGGAAGGCACAUAACGUCAUUGAUUCCUGUAAGCUCGUUGAUGGCAACGUGGCAAUGAUCCUUGUGCUAUCGGAGUCAGUUGACGGUACCCGCGAGCUUAGCCUGCAGGCGCCUUGGAGCGAACUUACAUCUAUCAACCUUCCUUCAAAGCUCCUGCUUUCAAACACGCGAGGCCUGGACGAUCGGGGAAGCCUUCUUGUACGAGAAGUGGGAAUAGGGAGGGCCAUAACUCCCGUCGUCGGAGAGCUUGCGGCUCUGUGCCAUCCCAAACUGAAUGGAGUCGUCAGCAUCUUCGAUGGAGAAAGCCAGCAAGUCCAUCAAGUUCGCAUUCAGCUAAAGCCCACCCGACCACAAGUGACAAAGAUCUUUGAUGCCUUUCGGGCAAUCUUGCCGCCGGCUGUGGGUGAUGUUUUGCUAGCUGGCUGGUGGCACGUGGUGGCAUGGAUACGCCAGGAGCAUGUUGAGGUUGCUGACAUUGAGUGGUCCGCUAUGGCAAUUCAGCUCUUCACAAUUUUCCUUGCCCUAGACACGCAUGUACCUUCGGCAUCUCCAGAUACAUACUCCUCGCCGACUCAUCGGAGAAACCGGAGCCUUCUUAGAUCAAGUAGCGGCGCAUACGUUGAUUUCAAUGAUUGGGAUACGAUGAACGUCUUCGAGACUCCAAACUCUGCAACCCAUCCAUCUUGGAUGGCCGGACGUCCAUGGCAAUGGGUUAUGGAAGAAGAAGAAUUAACAGCGAAUCUGUUCCAGCCGAGCCAAGGGAGACAAGAAGAAAUAGGUUUCCUAGUAUCCCAUAUAAGGCACGCCCAAAGUUUCAUGGCUUCGACGAUGGGCGAUGCAGCUUGUGGUCAGGCCGGAUACUUACCCACGGCUCAGAGCCACACGGAGCAGAGUCGCAUGAAGCAAGCGCAAGACAUUAUGGUUGCAUUACAUCUCUUACUAGAGGAGCAGAAACUCGACAUAACGGCACAGCAUCUCAGUUCGCCGGCAUCAGUCGACCUGGCAAUUCUCGUGCUCCAAAUUACGAAAUGGCUAGACUGGCAUCAGUGGACUCACAAUUACGAACUUGACAUGCCUUUGGACUUUGCAGACUCACAAGCCAAUACGUUGCAGCGCCAUCUGUCGCCAAAACCGGCAGAACCAGCGCUUUGGAGUGUUUUCGAAUGGCUACAAGCCGGUCUGGUUCUCGAAAGCGGACCGCUUGACAUGCCUGUUAUUCUGACUACUGCAUCCGGGAAUGUUUUACCUCGUAUCAAGAUUUUCGGGCGUCUGUUUGAAUGCCUCAGAACGAAGCCUAAAUCGCCCGUGGACUUUGUUGAGGCUAUGUAUGAAAGCGGCAUUACACCUGUGACUCUGGAGUCCUUGCCGGAGGCCAUACUCGUUCCAUUACAAGAUGCGAUAUCUCAGUGCCAAGCACGGCCGCCGCCAGCAUGGCCCAGCAGCUUGCUUCAACUUGUGGAUCGGAGUGAUGUCGACUCGGUUUUGUCGCCCGCAGACGAGUCUCAUCUACGGUCCUCAAACCUAGCGAUGUCAUCGCACCUUGCAACUUGGGACUUCAAUUCUCUAUGCCAGAAUAUCAUGGAUUUCAACGACUCACCUGCUGAUGACAUAGCAGAGAGCGACAAGCAAGCAGUCAUCCGAGCAAUAUUCAAAGAAGAUCGUCGUUUAGAAGAGAUCAGGCUUAUGCUCAACACGACGAAGCCAAGACUUGUGCGCUUAGAACAUCAGUCUGACUGGUCCGAGCCGUUCUACCUGGAACAGCAGAAGGAGCUGGUGACCCGCCUCGCUACCAACACGCUGUCGAUUCCUGCAGGCAGGGGCAUCAUGAAUUAUGGCUUGCGCUUUCCCCUUCUGACUCAGAAAUUUCACAUCAAUGGCUUUGUGCUAAAUUGCACAGUCCGACCAACCAAUGUCACCGUUGGCGUUGACAAAUCUCUCUUUUCGGAAGAGAAGAUUGCGUGGGCCUUCUUUCACUCUGGCGUUGCUGCAGGCCUGUCAAUAUCUCGCCAGGCCAAGGGCAUUGAUACGUCCUGGAUUUUAUACAACAAACCCGGCAACGAUCUCAACAAUCGGCACGCAGGGUUCUUACUUGCCCUUGGUCUCAACGGUCACCUGAAGGGCAUUGCUAAAUGGGUAGCUUUCAAGUAUCUGACACCAAAACAUACAAUGACGUCGAUUGGGCUCCUUCUUGGGCUGGCCGCUUCGUACAUCGGCACAAUGGACUCCUUAAUCACACGCCUUUUGUCGGUACAUGUCACUCGGAUGCUGCCACGAGGUGCAGCAGAAUUGAAUUUAUCUCCUCUGACGCAGACGACUGGAAUUAUGGGCAUUGGCUUGCUAUAUUGCAACAGCCAACAUCGCCGAAUGAGCGAGAUCAUGAUGUCUGAGAUCAAGCAUGUCGAAACCGAAGAUGAGGAAGAGCCACUUCGAAGUGAGUGCUAUAGACUCGCCGCAGGCUUUGCCCUUGGAUUCAUCAAUCUUGGGAAGGGCACAGACCUGAAGGGCCUACACGAUAUGCGAAUCACCGAGCAACUCUUAACACUGGCAUCGUCGAGUAAGAAGGUUGAGUUGGUCCACAUCUUGGACAGAUCCAGCGCCGCCGCUGUUAUGGCAAUUGCCCUGAUCUAUAUGAAAUCCGAAGAUCAUAUAGUAGCUCGAAAGAUCGAUGUUCCCGACGCCCUCUUGCAAUUCGACUACAUCAGGCCCGACAUACUGUUGCUGCGAACUGUGGCUAAACAUCUCAUAUUAUGGUCCGAAAUCAAGCCGACCCAUCAUUGGAUCCGUAAGAAUCUUCCUGCUCGUUACCACUCCCGUGUCAACCCCCCAACACAGCCCUUUGACAACCCAUCCCGUGGCCAGCUCAAUUCCACUCACCUGCCCUUCCUCACCAUACUUGCCGGGCUGUGUUAUGCUGUUGCCUUGCGUUACGCGGGUUCUGGCGACCUACGCGUCCGCGAUUUGUUGCUGGUAUAUCUCCAGCGCUUCUACGGCUACUGUCGUGCUGCAUCGCCCAAGGCAAAUUUCGAUGAUCGGACUGUACACGUCACGGCACGAAUGUGUCUUGACGUGGUUGCACUCUCCACUGCGGCUGUGAUGGCUGGAACUGGUGAUCUUAAAGUCCUGCGGAUACUUCGUUCUCUUCAUGGUCGAAAUGACACCGAAACAACGUAUGGCUCGCACAUGGCGACGCAUAUGGCUAUUGGCGUAUUGUCUCUUGGUUGCGGGACGCAGACUUUCAGCACUUCCAAUAUCGCGAUCGCGUCGCUGUUAGUUGCUUUUUAUCCCGUUUUCCCGGAUCAAGUGCAGGAUAAUAAGAGUCAUCUGCAAGCCUUCCGCCAUUUCUGGGUUCUGGCCACUGACCCCCGUUGCUUGGUUACCAAGGACGUUGCCACGAAUGCCCCUGUCAGCGUACCGGUCACUAUCAGGUUUCAAGAUGGCCGGCCCGAGGAGGCUAGAACCACACCUUGCCUUUUGCCCCCUCUCAGUGACAUCUCCAGCGUCCGCACUGACAGCCCCGAAUUCUGGAACCUCGACCUAGUCUUUACUGGUCCGGAGGGGGGUAAGCUCCUGGAGAAGUUCGUGAGCAACCAAGUCUUGUAUCUACGCAGGCGGCCGGUGGGCGGCAGUCCAUUCUCGGCUACAAUGUUGGCACUCGGUCGCGAAGAUUCUUCCAAUGCACCUGCAGAAGACGCGACGCAACCAUUGGAAUGGUUGUUUGAUUCUGCACCGAGCCUUAACCGCCUGACUCAUACCGAACGGAGUGUGGUUUUAGACAGUGGAGUUGGUGGACCGGACGUGAGUCAUAGCAAAAGCAGCGUGGUUGAUGCCAGACUGGCACUUGAAGCAGGGCUCGACCAUGGGGGAAGGGAUGAUCUACUCGGCAUCAGGGGGCUUUUUGAGUGGUAUGAGUGGAAAGCAAAAAAGACUGGAGGUGGUGGUAACCAAGUCCUAGAGGACACGACCUGGAACAGUGAGGGCUGGUUGAGGGGUAGCAUCGUCGAAGAACUCAAAGGCAAGGUCUGGUUGACUGGCCGCGAGACCGGAUAG
Messenger RNA from Neoarthrinium moseri, 5835 nucleotides. RefSeq lists its product as uncharacterized. Gene Ontology annotation, molecular function: molecular adaptor activity. Lineage: Eukaryota; Fungi; Ascomycota; Sordariomycetes; Amphisphaeriales; Apiosporaceae. The record is from RefSeq and is a predicted model, not a curated record. The coding region runs from base 1 to 5835 and encodes 1944 amino acids. Gene Ontology annotation, biological process: protein K11-linked ubiquitination; anaphase-promoting complex-dependent catabolic process; metaphase/anaphase transition of mitotic cell cycle. The transcript is spliced from 2 exons. Gene Ontology annotation, cellular component: anaphase-promoting complex.